Messenger RNA from Adineta ricciae, 1320 nucleotides. NCBI's taxonomy places the organism in Eukaryota, Metazoa, Rotifera, Eurotatoria, Adinetida, Adinetidae. The record is from the annotation of a GenBank genome assembly.
AUGUCUAAUGAACAAAUAAAUAGUUCGAAACGUAAAUUCCCAUCUGAUGAGGAUCAAUGGUCAAGGUUAUCACGCGAAGAGCUCAUACAACGUUGUAUACAACUUGACAAACAUGUCGAACAAUUGAGAAAUACAAUAAGUAAAACAACGGGAAAGGAUUCGAAGGAGAAAAAGACGAAAGCGAUGAGACCGUUUGAUUUCAGUAAACAUCCGAAACGACAUAUAUUUCUCAAGUUCUUCUAUCUCGGUUGGGAUUAUCAUGGUUUCGUUGUACAAGAAACAACAUCACAAACUGUCGAAGAUUUUCUCUUUGAUGCAUUGAUAAAAACACGAUUAAUCGAAGAGCGGGCAACCUCGAACUAUCAUCGAUGCGGACGCACAGAUCGAGGCGAGUGUCAGUGCAUUCACUCAAGUAAUCUCAUUGACCGUUCGAUCAAAGCUUAUACGGAAGAACUGAACUAUGUACAAAUUUUGAAUGGUGUACUACCAAGUUCAAUACGAUGCACUGCGUGGGCGCCCGUGCCAGAUGGCAAAUCAGCUCGAUUUGAUUGCGUAUCAAGAUCUUAUCGAUAUUUCUUUCCAAAAGCUAAUCUAAAUCUUGAUCGAAUGAGACAAGCAGCAGCAGAUCUGAUUGGCACACAUGAUUUUCGAAGUUUUUGUAAACUUGAUAUAACUAAUGAUGAGCCGACAUUUAUUCGCCGUAUCGAUAAUGUCACUGUUGAACAAUUAAAUAUUGAUAAUGAUUCGAACAGUCCUAAUUUUGGUUACCAAAUGUGCGAAUUGUUGGUUCACGGUUCUGGAUUUCUAUGGCAUCAGAUUCGUUGUAUCGUUGCUAUUCUACUAUUGAUUGGUCAAGAAAAAGAAGAUGUUCAACUAGUUAAAGAACUACUGAAUAUUGAAAAAUACCCCUGUACACCGAACUAUCAAAUAGCAUCCGAAUUACCGCUGAUUCUGUUUGAUUGUCAAUAUAAUGAUGUCGAAUGGAUCUGUGAUCAUUCAUCACUUCGUAUGACGAUCGCCCAUCUACAACGACAUUGGUCGUCGUUUCAAAUUCGUGCAACGAUGAUCAAAGCUAUGCUGAAUCAUCUCGAAAGCCAAAUUUCAGAUCAACAACAUACACCGAUUUUAGGUCAAUUAGCCUUGAUUGAAAAUGACAGUCAUGCAUCAACAGGAUAUAAUAAUAAUCGAAAGAAUUACCAGCCAAUCUUAACUCGUCCAGUGCGAGAGAGUGUGGAGACAAAAGUUGAAAAAUUUCAAAAUAAAAAAGCGAAAUUAAAAACUUCAACUGAUCAUGAUGAUGAGAAGAAUGGUGAAGCUUGA